AUGAGCAAACAUCAAUUAGAUAACAUGCGCCACAAGAUCUUAUACCGACAAAUUAAAUCGGUUAAAGCAGGCCAACUCGAACGGUUUAAGAUUCAAUUUAGCCAACAUGCUGAAGGCGACGAAGUGGUAAUUCCUCCAACCUUGUGGGUCAAGAUCAAAAACACCGAGCCCGUGUCGAAAAGGGCUAUUUAUCUUGCUGGACCAUACAUCUUGUAUGUCGAUUGUCGAUUGCUGGACUAUGACCCGAAUGUGACUUACUUUGUCACGGCUGACCAGCCCGUGUUUGAACCACAACUACUACCUGGACAAUCAUUCUACAUCCAGCUAUCGUGUCAUACCUUGAAGAAGGAUUACUCAUGGAUCAUCGACGUUGUUUCGCAGAUUAUCUUCAACAACACUAUAGCUAUAAAUUUUGAAAUUACCAUUGGCACUUCAAAACUGGUGUUGCACCAAACCCCCUCCAUAUUUGAAGAACAGAUGUCCAAUACAGAUAAACUAGGCACUUUCUGUCCAUUGUUGCAUGUAACCGAAUGGGAUACUCAGGAUUUAUGGAAUAUACCAGUGUUGCAACCUAUUAAGCUGAAGCAUCUUGUGAUUUUGACCCAUGGCUUGCAUUCGAAUAGCAGUGUUGAUAUGUUGUACUUGAAAGAACAGAUUGACGCAAUAGUAGAGCCACAGUCACAGGCGAAUGAAAAUGAACAAGUAGUGGUAAAAUCAUUCUUUGGAAAUAUUGGCAAAACGGAACGAGGAAUCAAAUACUUGGGAAGCCGAGUUGCCGAAUAUGUUGUAAAACUCGUCACUGAAGAUAAAAUGUUGAAUAAUGACCAAGUUACAAAAAUAUCGUUUAUUGGUCAUUCAUUGGGUGGUUGUGUGCAAACUUUUGCCAUUGCUUACCUUCGCCUGAAUUUCCCUUGGUUUUUUGAAAAAAUUGCACCAAUCAACUUUGUUACCAUAUCAUCACCAUUGUUGGGAGUUGUCAAUGAAAAUCCAUUGUAUGUCAAGAUGGCGUUAAGUGCUGGUUUUGUUGGCAAAACAGGGCAAGAAUUGGGGUUGAAAAUAUUGGAAAAUAACUCAAAGCCGUUACUAUUGUUGCUCCCGACUGGAUUAACUCAUAAAACCUUAAAACAGUUUCGUAGACGAACCGUUUAUGCCAAUGCGGUAAAUGAUGGAAUAGUACCUUUACGAACUUCGUGUCUUUUGUAUCUUGACUACAAAGGAUUGGCUUCAUUAAUCAACUCCAGCGAAUUAGAAAAUGGUGACAAGACAGAUAAGAUACCGAAAUCAGUUGAUAAUGUAAAUGGCUUUCUGGCUGUACAAACAUUUUUAUCAUAUUUCAUGCCUCAGAAGCAAAACUCAAACGAGAAAUUCAAAAACUUUCAAACUCAAGAAGAAGGGGAGAAUACAGAAAAAGAAGGAAAGGAAGAAGAGGGAGAAGAAGGAAUGGCCAUAAAGAAAGAAGUAGACGGGAUACCAAACACUACAUUUAUAGAUAGUGCAGCGUCACUAUUUCUUCCACCAAUGCCAUCAAUGAAGUAUAUAGCUGAUCCAUCAUCUAGAGAAAAUGUUAUUGUACAUGACAAGGUCUACUAUGAAAAAGAUUUACCCCCAAAACGGCGUGAAGCCGCGCUUAAUGAGACUAGUGGUGGACCUUCAUCCUUACUAAGGAGGAAGAUUAUUCAGAAGAUAGAUUAUACUAAUCUUGAAACUAUUGAGGAAGAUAUUGCUCGAGAAUACCAUAAAAAUAUGAGCUGGAGAAAGGUAGUAGUAAAGCUAAAACCUGAUGCACAUAAUAACAUUAUUGUACGUAGAAGAUUCGCCAAUGCAUACGGAUGGCCUGUAAUUCAUCAUCUUGUUGAAAAUCAUUUUGGUCAAAAAGCACGAGAGGAGGAGGAGGAGGAGAAUCAGUUAUCACGUCCUUUUAGCUCCUCGCUCGGAGUAUGUGACUCCUUGGAUGAAGAUUUAGGAUUAUCUAGACUUCUUUCGAGAGAUUUGAUGACAAAGGAAAAUAAUGAAAUUGACGAAAACACGAUUUCAGAAGAAGAAUUGAACUUAAAUGCGUCAUGGAUUAACUCAAAUGAUAAUGCUGAAAGUGUAUUUGCAUUGGGAGUGACUGGGUUAAUUGGAGAAAUCACUGCAAUGGUUGGAGAUUUUGGAAAUCAGCUAUACAAUUAUAGCAUAAACCCUCCGAGUUUGCCGUUGCUUGGGCAGAUCCCUGUGCCAUACGUACUGAGUUCAUCUAGAUAUAACGAAGAAGAUGACAACGAUAACGGCACCCUAUCGUCGGGAGUAUCAAGAAAUGACAAAGCGAUUGAAAAAGAAAACACUGAGAUUGACGACUCCAGUGAUUUAGGGUUAACUAAAGGAAUUAUCGGUAAUUUCAUGUGA
Molecule: messenger RNA, 2385 nt
Organism: Lodderomyces oxycetoniae
Lineage: Eukaryota; Fungi; Ascomycota; Pichiomycetes; Serinales; Debaryomycetaceae
Product: putative lipase
Exons: 1
Coding region: 1-2385 (794 amino acids)
Molecular function (GO): monoacylglycerol lipase activity
Source: RefSeq, a predicted model, not a curated record